Durusdinium trenchii is the source of this 1073-nucleotide messenger RNA. NCBI's taxonomy places the organism in Eukaryota, Dinophyceae, Suessiales, Symbiodiniaceae. The record is from the annotation of a GenBank genome assembly.
AGGAGUGCUGACAGCUCUGCCUUGGCUACUUUGGUUCGGGUGGGAGAAGGCGUAGGCCCCAUCACAUAUUCCAGGUCACCCGGCGCUCAUCAAAAUCUGAACCGUGAGCUUCGCCAACGAUUGGUUACUCAGGAUCUUGCAGCUGUCUUCUUUUUGCUUAUCAUCCUGGGCGUUGCGAUUCUUGUGAGUUGCCUGGGCGUUUUCCAAUUUGCAGAUGAUCCGUCCCAGGUGGUCUUUUACACGGAUCCAAAGCACACCCAGCAGCGGAUGAUUUGCUCUUCCAGAGAUUUGGAGUCGUUUUUGGAGGCCUUCAACGGUCCACCGCAGCAUGCCACGCUUCGGCUGAUUGGCAGACGACCGACAUCGGCUGUGUGGUACUUUCCAGGCUUUGGGAUGUUCCAGCGGAUGCUCCGCAGGCGUCCAAGGAAUGAAAACAUCAUUUUUGAUGUCUCCCUGGAUUUGACGACGUUCAUCGGUGGUGAGGGUCAUCUUGCUUCUGCUAGAGAGGUCUCCAAAUUGGAAGCUCAUCUCACGGCAGAAACGAACCCCCUGGAGAUCCUGGUCUUGAGGAAAAGGGUCCUGUGGGCCAACUGGGAAGAUAUGGCCACGAACAUCAAGCAAAGGCUUCGAGCCAAAGGGUUUCUUGGAGAUCUCCAGGUGCGUUUUGAUGCGCAGGAAGAUGUGCGCAUUUACAGGAACCAUCGAUGGCAGAACUUUGUGAGAACACCGAUCACCCAUAUGCUUUCAGCUCUGAUCGCGACCUUGCCGUUCCAGAGCCAACCCCCUUCAUCCCCAAAUGGAAACCGAGUACUCUCUGGACUGGGUCUUUUCAUUUGGCUGCCCUACCUCUAUUGUCGCUCCGAUGUGGUGGUGGUGGAGAGCAAUUUCCAGAUUCAACUUGACAUUAACAGGUACUGGGAGAUGUUAUCUGCAGGGCUUGAUGCGGAAGAAGGUUUUCGGUUGUGAAGUCUUGGCUGUUGACGGGCGCUUGUCCGCCAAAAAAGGGGACAACGCAGAUGCGCCGUUUCACGGCAGAAGACUGUUGUGUCGUUUGAAAGUUAAAAAGAACCAGU